GACUUUUUCGAGGUCUGCAUCACCGACGGGAUGUUGCAGACUUUCACACUGGUUAACUACGUCCUCCUCUGCGGCGUCGUCAGCGCCUUCGGCGUCCUGUUCAACCUCAUCAACGUCAUCAUCUUCGUCAAGCUCGGCUUCUCCGACACGAUCAACAUCUCGCUGCUGAGCCUCGCGCUCGCCGACCUGGGGGUGGUCCUCGCGCUCGUGGGCUACAGCGUCACCUACAACCCUCUUUUCGUGGGAGCGGUGUCCGCCGUGGAGGUCAGUGACUCCGUCAGCUACAUCGCCUUCGGGUGGCCCUACGCCUGCUUCAGCCGCAUCGCCGGCUGCAUGACGGCCGUGAUCACGGUCGAGCGGUUCCUCUGCGUCUCCCUGCCGCUCAAAGUGAAAUCGAUCGUCACGGCCGGGAGAAUAACCACCGUCGCCAUCGGCGUGUCCGCUUUCAUGUUCGCCAGCAUCGUCCCCGCGUUCGUGGGUUCACGUUUGGGCGAGACGUUCAACCCUCGCCUCAACCGGACCUCCAUCGGUCUCAUCUUUUCGGAGAACGUCUACGACCUGGAGAACGCAUCCCUGACCAUCAACGUCGCGGUGCAGCUCGGCGUCUUCGUCGUCGUGGUGGUGUUCACGGUCGGGCUGAUACAGACGUUCCUCCGCAAUGCCGAGUGGAGGAGCGCCGCGUCGACGUCCUCGAAAAACACCGCGGCGACCAGGAGGGACAAGAAGCUGGUCAAGAUGGUCAUCGUGAUAUCGGUCGUGUUCAUCGUGUUCUCCGUUCCCGGCGUGGUCGCCACGUUCCUCAUGAUGUUGGUCAAGGAAUACAACAUCGCCGGGCGCUACAGGAACUUUUACAUCGCUACGUUUUCGGUGCUCUUCCCCAUCGGUGCCAUCAAUUCCACCGUGAACAUUUUCAUAUUUCUUGACCUGAGCUCCAAGUACAGGCGAGUCUUCGUGAGCAUCUUAAAGCGUUACCCCAAAACUUGGAAUCAGGACAGCUUAUUGUUAACGAAACAAACGGAAAUACGCAGAUAAACAAGGACUGGGCCGUGACAUUGUAGAGUUUAGUGUUAGGCAGCUAGGAUUUCCGAACGGUGGCCUAUAUGUGGUCUGGGGCUCAAUAGCUAUACGAGUUCUGUAUAGACAGGG
Molecule: messenger RNA, 1146 nt
Organism: Lymnaea stagnalis (great pond snail)
Lineage: Eukaryota; Metazoa; Mollusca; Gastropoda; Lymnaeidae
Source: the annotation of a GenBank genome assembly